UAUAUAUGUAUAUAUAUCUAGCCAAAGAAGAAGAUAUAUAUGCGUAUAAGCUGAACGCGGCGCACUCUGCUCUGUUUUUUCUUUUAUAAUUACUUUUGGCUAAAAUUAGAAAACGUGUGUGUUGCGCCAGUGAGUGUGAGUGUGUGUCUGCCUCACUAGCACUAGUAUCUGUGUCUGGCUAUAUCUCUGGUACAUCAUCAUCAUCAUAGACGUCGUCAGAGACGAUGUCUUCUGCGGCCGUGUGUGUGCCAGAAAACACUCGUCGCCAGUGAAUCAGACUAAGACUAAGACUACGACUACGACUACGGCUACGGGCUAUAUAGACAUCGGGCGAAGAUCGCGUAUACGGCUAGACAAACAUUAUCUAUCGUAUAUCGUGCGGCGGCGAGGAUUACACUUACAACUCGGCGACGAAGACGAAGACGAAGACGAGGCCGAGACGAGCCGAUCUCUCAAUCUCGCGCGCGUGAAAAUUCUCGUGAAGGAAAACCGCUUGUAGAAGAGUGAAGGAAAAAUCCAACGCCACGCGACCUUACCUCUCUCGCUCUUUCUCUCUCUCCCUGUCUCUCGUUCAAUUGGGGGGCGAGCAGCGGGGCGUGGCCGUGCGUCGACUCCAAAGCGCUCAAGUGAAACGUGUAGCUGAACAACAACAAGAAUUCUAAACAAAAUUUUUUUAUUCAAACACAUUCAAACAAAUUUAUCCAACACAGAUAGUUUUGGCAAAGAUAAAAAGAAAAACGCGACGGGCAAACAAAAUGAGUCACCAGCGACAGCAACAGCAACAACAACAAUAUCUGUGGCAUACAGAAAAGUGUUAACAAAUUAAUGCUACAAAUAGUGAAUAUCAGAAGCAGUCGAAAAAAACAUUCUUACCCCCAAUUGCAUCUCUCUCCCGAGCAAUCUGUGUCUCUUUUGCCCCUGCUGUCGCUCAAAAUGCUACGAAACUAUCGAAAGUAUUUGCAGGAUAAACGGAAAUACGACAAGGCACAACGAGGACGCAGCAGCAGCAGUAGCAGCAGCAGCAACAUUUGUCACGUUUAAACGAGAAUUGAGAAGGAUAUUAUCAGACCAGUAGGAACCCCCUAGAAGGAGCCACUCCAGAAGCAACUGCAACGGUUAGAGCUGAGCUUUUAGCCAGAAGAGGAAGAUCCUUUCAGAUUUUGUACAUAAAAUCAGGGCAAUAGCAACAACAAUUUUGGAGGACGCCAUGUAUGCGCAACAUUUGCGCAAAUGGAGUCUAAAAACAAAAAAGCCACUAAUGCCAUUGAUAUUGCUAAUUAUCUACGUCAGCAACAUGCUGCUGCCGACGACAGCAGCAGCCGCAGUGGCAGCCACACACCAACAGUUGCAACAACAACCACAGCAACAGCAGCAACAGCAGCAACAACCACAAAGAUUAUGGGAAGGCAGUGCAGAAGAAAGCAGCUACUAUAUACCACUGACUUUGGAUAAUGGCAGCGGGAGCAGCAGUGAAAGCGCCAAGAGUACUGGCAGUACCAGUGGCAGUGGCAGCCUCAGUAGCAGCAACAUCGACAACAAUAUCUUAAGUAGGCUGCUCAGCCGCACCAGCAAUAGUCUUAGUAGCCGUAUCAAUCUUAAGUUAAAGCCAGCAACAGUAUUCGACGCCGGCAGCAAUGCAGCUGUACAGCAACUGCAACAGCAAGAGCAACAGAAGCCACAGAUGCAACAGCAGCAAGUGCCACAUGCUGCUGCCGCCGUGUCAAUGCAGCAGUCAAUGCAAAAAGUUCCAAAUACUUUAAUAAAUAGUCAAAUAUAUAAUUUAUUAAACAAUGGCAGGCCCAGCGAGGCGGCGAACAGUAAAAUGCGUCGCCAUAUACCAACCACUCAGUUGCAACAGCAACAACAGCAGCCAAAGUUGCAACAACCUAGCUUACCGCGACCUGUAAGCAAUUACAGUAGGCGAGCCACGCAAAGCUAUCUCAUCGAGUCCUACGAAGUGCCAGACAGCCAGAUUCCGGAUGAGGACAGCCCGGAGCAGGCGGCGCGCAAUAGACGCGACGGCAACCAGCGGCCACAUCGCUCUGGCCAUCGUCAGCAGCUGCAGCAGGACAAGCGGGAUCAUCGCCGCCAACGUCAGCAUCAACGGCAGGAGCAGAGACUGCGCCAACACCAGCCGCCCCAGCAGCAGCGGAGGAAGCAUCCCCGGAAGCACAGGGGACGACAGCGGGCCGGACGCUACUGCUCGGCCCGGGAUCCCGCCCAACUGGCCUACUCGGCGCCCACCGUCUUCCAGGGCGUCUUCAUUUCCAUGUCGGCCGACCGGCGGGUUAACUUCUCGGCCACCAUGAAGGUGCUCAAGGUGUACAAGCAGCAGCGGGAUCUGCAGCUGCCCCAGCUGGUCCGGCUGCAGUUCGCCCUGCGCAACGCCAGCGGCGAGUGCGACAUCUACAGGGAGCGACUGCUGCCGCGGGGUGUACUCCGUUCCGGGAACGAUCUGCAGCAGUCCUCCGAUAUAUCCUACAUGAUGUUUGUCCAGCAAACGAAUCCGGGAAACUUUACCAUCCUAGGCCAGCCCGUGCGGGUCACCCACUCGGUGAUGGAAUCGGUCAAAAUGGCUGUGAGUGAAAAUUAUGCACAGAACGCAUCGAUCACGUCGAUCACCUCGGUGCCGAGCACGACCAUCGACAAUGGCCGGGAGCUGCGGAUCGUUUGCAAGGUGUCCGGCCAGCCACCGCCGAAGGUCACCUGGUUCAAGGAUGACAAGUCCAUCAAUCGCAAGCGCAACGUUUACCAAUUCAAGCAUCACAAAAGACGUUCCGAGCUGAUUGUGCGCUCCUUCAAUAGUUCCUCCGAUGCGGGCAAGUACGAGUGCCGUGCCAAGAACAAAGUCAGCAAGGCGAUCAUCAAGCGCCGCAUCAUGAUCAAUGCCUAUCCAGUUGCCUCUCGGCCGGACCAGACACGCAGCUCGGGCACCCCCUGUCACUUUCCUGACUUCUGCUUCCACGGCGGCACCUGCAUGCUGAUCCCGGAUCUGAACGAGUUCUAUUGCAAUUGCCCGAACGGAUACUUCGGCGAACGUUGCGAGAACAGUAGGCCCGACAGUAGGUACAGCAAUAGUAAUCCCGAAUUUUGCGACAAUUAUCAUGGAGGUUAUUACUGCUAAAAUAGGCACUUCUAUAGCAUCGAUUGUUUUAGAUCGAGUCAAGCGACCAAUCGAAACUGAAACAGAAACUGAAACUGAAACUAAACACAAAAAAACAA
Molecule: messenger RNA, 3222 nt
Organism: Drosophila persimilis
Lineage: Eukaryota; Metazoa; Arthropoda; Insecta; Diptera; Drosophilidae
Gene: vn
Product: protein vein
Exons: 5
Coding region: 1208-3124 (638 amino acids)
Biological process (GO): animal organ development; intracellular signal transduction; nervous system development
Molecular function (GO): signaling receptor binding
Source: RefSeq, a predicted model, not a curated record